Brassicogethes aeneus is the source of this 1099-nucleotide messenger RNA. Lineage: Eukaryota; Metazoa; Arthropoda; Insecta; Coleoptera; Nitidulidae. The record is from the annotation of a GenBank genome assembly.
AUGUUUAACUACCCUUGGUGGGUGUGUGGCAGGACGAUUUUCACCAGCUACCAGCUGGAGGAGCUAGAAAAAGCUUUCAAAGACGCGCACUACCCCGACGUCUACGCCAGGGAGAUGCUCAGCCUGAAGACCGACCUGCCCGAGGAUAGGAUACAGGUGUGGUUUCAAAAUAGGAGGGCCAAGUGGAGAAAAACGGAAAAAUGCUGGGGCAGGAGUACCAUCAUGGCUGAAUACGGUUUAUAUGGUGCAAUGGUACGGCAUUCCUUACCAUUACCAGAUACCAUACUAAAAAGUGCCAAAGAAAAUGAAUGCGUCGCACCAUGGCUUCUAGGAAUGCACCGAAAAUCCAUAGAGGCGGCCGAGCAUCUGAAGGACACCGACGGCAACUCGGACCACGAGGAGACGACCUCGAUGCGUACGGACGCGAGCGACACGAGCGCCUCCAGCAGCCAGCCCCCGAACAACAACAACCCCAACCCCGCUGCUGGCGGCGACAAGGAGCAGCAGCCGGCGGCCGCGAUGGCGAACGGCGGCGGCGGCGGCGGCAACCCCGCCCAGUACCCCGCGGAGGACCCCGAGGCGUUCCGGAACAACUCCAUAGCCUGCUUGAGGGCCAAGGCGCAGGAGCACAGCGCCAAGCUGCUCAACCACAACUUGAUGCUGCACGUGAGGCCCAUGACGCAGAACUGCGACGCGAACGCGAACAACCUGCACCAUCCGGCGGAGGUAAGUCCCGACGCGCAGUCCGCAUCGAUGUUUUGACAGGACAAUUCCUAACUUCGCGGGGCUAUCGCUUCCGGGUUUUUCAGUUUUUGAUGCACAAAAUUAAGGGUCUAUUCGAAGCAACGAAAUUCCGUUCGGGUUUUUUUCGUCUCCACAUCGAAAAUAGUCUUUUUGGGGCUCGUUUUCCGUUUUUUGGAAUCUAACAAAAUCUUUAUUUUUAUUCGACAAAACCUUUACAUAUAGUCGCGGCCAAAUCUACAAGGGUGCAAGUCAUCAACUGCAUAUGACGUCAGCGUUAAGGUCUAUUCAUACGUGCCCAGGCCAGUGAUGUAACCGAUACAUUUUUUCCAGAUACAUAUCUAAGUUACUUCCAGAU